Messenger RNA from Penicillium crustosum, 1140 nucleotides. RefSeq names its product mitochondrial 37S ribosomal protein uS7m. NCBI's taxonomy places the organism in Eukaryota, Fungi, Ascomycota, Eurotiomycetes, Eurotiales, Aspergillaceae. The coding region runs from base 1 to 1140 and encodes 379 amino acids. Gene Ontology annotation, biological process: translation; ribosomal small subunit assembly. Gene Ontology annotation, molecular function: rRNA binding; structural constituent of ribosome; mRNA binding. Gene Ontology annotation, cellular component: ribosome. The record is from RefSeq and is a predicted model, not a curated record. The transcript has 3 exons.
AUGGCACCUCGACUCAACCUCUUCACGGCCAACAAGGCCGUCUCGGCCCUGCGCCAAUCCACCACUCCCGCACUCUCCUCCCCCCGGAGCAUCGCCAGCCCCGUCCGAUUCCGCGCCGUCCAGUCACUACCCAUUCAGUGCCGAUGGAACUCCUCGCGCGAUGGCUCAAAGAAGGUCGAGCCCCAGCCUGACCAGCAGACUUUCCCGACUGUCGACCAGCUGCCCGAUGUCACCGAGGAGGCCAACGAGAUCUCCCGAAUUAUGGAUAAGGAAAAGCGCUGUGAUGGUAUUCCUUCUACUCCGGAGUUGGAUCAGGGGUCGCCUGUUGAGGAGAUCCUCAGUCGCGAUAAGGACGCCUUGAAGCACAUGCCCAAGGUUAUGCGGGACGCAUUGAAGAAGUCUGGUGGCUCGCGCUCGUUCUCGACUUCCGCUCGGAGCCUCAUGAACGAUCUGCAGGGCACUGAGCCUAACAACGAGGCUAACCUUAUUCCCAAUGUGUCUGGACUCAAGGGUGCUAGUGAUGAGGCUGCUGCUGCUCUUGCUAGCAUGAUUGAGCAGGUGCAAGGUCAGGCUCUUGAGGAGAACCCUGGGCUUAAGUUCGAUCCGCCUGCUGUCCCCGAGGACCUGAAGACGUUGAACUUCCGCAAGCGCUACGAUACCAUGCAGGAUCAGUUCACUAAGAUGAUGAUGGAGAGUGGGAAAUUGACCAAGGCGCAGAAGAACAUGUCCCUCGUUCUGGAUCAUCUCCGCACCUCCUCUCCUCCCCAGAUUAACCCUCGUCGCCGUCUUCUCGGAGCUCCCCCUGCUUCCCAGCUCCCCCUCGACCCCGUUCUCUACCUCACUCUCGUCGUCGACUCCGUGGCGCCUCUCUUCCGAAUCCGUCAGCAGAAGGGUAUUGCCGGUGGUGGUACUGCCGUGCAGAUCCCCCACCCGUUGACUCUGCGCCAGCGCCGCCGUACUGCUAUCAAGUGGAUUCUUGAUGCAUCGGAUAAGCGACGUGAUGCGCUGUUUGCGAACCGUGUUGCGGCUGAGGUGGUGGCCGUCGCUGAGGGUCGUAGCGGUGUCUGGGAGAAGAGGGACCAACAGCACAAGAUUGGUAUCUCUGGUCGUGCGAACUUGAAUACUAACGUUCGUCGCUAA